Fusarium venenatum is the source of this 567-nucleotide messenger RNA. RefSeq lists its product as uncharacterized. The record is from RefSeq and is a predicted model, not a curated record. NCBI's taxonomy places the organism in Eukaryota, Fungi, Ascomycota, Sordariomycetes, Hypocreales, Nectriaceae.
AUGUCUGAUCCUACCUCCCGGCCCCCGACGCUUUCGAUAAGCAUGUCUAUCGACCCACCAAAAUUCACACGACGUUCUGAAUCACCACCCAGUAUCUCAAUCACAGUAACUUCUCAUGCUUCCUCACCCAUCACCAUAUUUACCUGGCAUACUAUUUUCAACUUAGCACUAGCCCAGCGACGCAAGAACUUUAUAUGCACAGAUCUCACUACAGGUUCGCCUAUUCAGAUGGAUGUCACAAAGGGUCCAAAGCGACCAGGCUUCAGUUAUGAACUCGGCGGCCCUGAUGACGAGUACUAUGUUACCCUGGAACCAGAAACGCCUGUGACUAUUUCGCAUAGAUUUCUGAGGGAGUAUGCGAUUGAGGGUGACAAAGCCUUUACGCCAGGUCAUAAGUAUCGACUUGAAGUUCGCGAGGAUGAGGUGGUUAAAUGGUGGCGUUAUGGAAAGAAGGAGGAUGUGAUGGCACCACCUGGGCAGCGUGAAGCGAGGGAUGGUUGUGAAGAUGCAAGUGGUCCACCAAUUAGACUUGGUCCAGUCGAGCCAGUCGGGUUCGAGGUUGAGUAA